AUGAAUUUAUCGCAGGCCUUACCAAACAUAGACAAAAAAUAUAUUGAUCGAGAAAUGUUGAAAUUAACACUUUCAUUGUAUAAUAAUCCCCAUCUCUCGCGGAAAGGUGUUGAUGAAGUCGUAGAUACUUUUAACAAGUUCACUUCGAAGAUGUUUAUUCCCUUUAUUCAAAAGGAGAUGGAAACACAUGUCACGCCUAUAUCAACUGAAAUGGCAUAUUCUAAAUCGCAAUUUAUUUUAGAAAACUCAAAAGAUGUCUUUAAAAAAUUUUCAACUGAACACUUACGAUUCAAUAUGUACGAAGAAAAAAGUUCAUACAUACGUCCACAACUCUUCGAAAUUGGAAAAGAGCCGACUUACAUCACAAAGGACGAUAAAAGUGUAAUAGUGGAAAUGAAAAGCAUUUUUGCAGCAUACGUUCCAUUAAAAGACACAUUGCAAACUGUUCUUUCGAAACCGGGCAUAUUGGACUCAAUAAUUCAAUAUAUGGAUGAUUUGGGUGCAGAUAAAAAAUACCUAAGAAAUGUUAUACAAGGGGAUUUAUGGUUAAAAAAGUACCACGAUCCGGGUAAAAUCAUUAUACCACUUCAUUUUUACUUUGACGAGUUCGAAACAAGAAAUCCUUUAGGUAGCCAUGCUGGAGAAGAAAAAUUGGGUGAUCUUCAUCUACUAUCAACACAGGGGAUAACGCUAAAUUUAAAUGGUUUAAAUCGAACAAUAUUCUUCCAAUUAAUACAAGUUCUAGGUGACAAUUUGGGUCAAAAUAUGAUUUGCGGAUUUACAGAUAGCUUUAAAUUUAUACGCUUUUGUAGAAUUUGUACUGCAACGAAUACCCAAUGCUUUGAAAUGAUAGAAGAGGACGAAUCUCUCUUGAGAGAUGUAAAAUCUUACGAAAAGAAUAUUGUUGAAAAAAAUUUUUCGGACAGUGGAUUAAAGGAAAAAUGCGUUUUUAAUGAGAUAAACAAAUUUGAUAUUGGGGAAAAUAAGUCUCUGGAUUUUAUGCACGAUGUACCCGAAGGAGUUGGAGUAUAUACUAUGUCCAAAAUAAUAGAAGGAUUAAUAUCUACGAAAGAAAUAAGCUUAGAGGUCAUUAACAACAGAAUUGAAAGUUUUCCAUUAAAUGAAGUAGAAAAGUCUAACAGACCAAGGCCUAUAUUUUAUUCUGUUGGAAAAAAGGGUGGUCAGAAAAUAAAAAUUAGACAGUCUGCUUCUGAGAUGAUGUGUUUGAUUAGGUACUUUGGAUUGAUGGUUGGCAAUCUUGUGUUUGAAAAAAACACUUAUUGGAAACUCUAUCUGGUUUUAAGAAAAAUGGUUGGAAUCAUGACAUCUCCAACAUUGGACAGAGGACAAAUCCAAAACUUGACAGAACUCAUCAAGCAGCACAACAAGCAAUACCUUCGUCUUUUUGGAAAAUUAAAACCGAAAAUGCACUUCCUUUUGCACUAUCCAGGAAUUAUGUUAUUGUUAGGACCUGUUGUUCAUUUUUCUGCUAUGAAGUUCGAGAGAAAAAACAAAGAGCUUAAAGAAUUUGCAACUGCAACGACAUCAAACAUCAAUUUACCAUUAUCGAUUGCCAUUCGCCACCAACUAAAUUUAUGUUAUAAAACGGAAUUAUGUCCACAUAUAGAAAAGGACAUUAUACUCGGAACAAUUCAUAAUACAAAUGCACACACUGAUUUAAAAAAUUUAAUUCCGACCUUACCCGAUGGAGUACCAACAUAUACUUUGAAAGAAAUUGAAAUAUUCGGCAAAAAAAUUUCUAAGGGAACAGUGAUAGUUAGUAGAAUUUCGGAAGAUGGUCCUACUUUUGGAAAAGUGAAAAAUAUUUUCCACUGCAAAAAUGUGUAUAUCGAAAUUGAAGAAUUCGAAACACUCUACUUCAAUCACCAUUUUUAUGCGUAUUGCGUCCAGUCUAUUAUGAACUCACCGAUAUUGUUAAUAAAUGUCGAUUUAAUACCUAGAAUAACCCCUUGUUUAUUCGUCGAAAAACUUGAAGAUGAAUUUAUAGCGACUAGAUUUGAAAUAUAA
Leptopilina boulardi is the source of this 2028-nucleotide messenger RNA. RefSeq lists its product as uncharacterized. NCBI's taxonomy places the organism in Eukaryota, Metazoa, Arthropoda, Insecta, Hymenoptera, Figitidae. The transcript has 2 exons. The record is from RefSeq and is a predicted model, not a curated record. Bases 1 to 2028 code for a protein of 675 amino acids.